Molecule: messenger RNA, 992 nt
Organism: Anoplophora glabripennis (Asian longhorned beetle)
Lineage: Eukaryota; Metazoa; Arthropoda; Insecta; Coleoptera; Cerambycidae
Product: villin-like protein quail
Exons: 6
Molecular function (GO): actin filament binding
Source: RefSeq, a predicted model, not a curated record
UGUGAAGUGAACUCGAAAAGGUGUGUGUGUAUGGGGAUAGUUAAUCUUGUAAUUACGGAAUUAUGAAGGAUUCACGCAGGAUGGUUUCUGAUGAUAUAUCGGCCAAUGGUAUUGCCAAUGGGACCACUGAUGUAGCAUUUAGAAAAAUUAACAAGAACUCCGCAGCUUUUUUGAUAUGGAAGAUAGAGAACAUGAACGUCGUAGCCCUGCCAAGGGACCAAUACGGCACCUUCUACGACACUGAAUCCUACGUCGUCUACGCCGCAUCCCAAUACGGCCAGCAGUGUGGGAUUGACACUGUUACUCGAGAAGUGAAAGGUGGUUGUAUGGAGUACCACAUCCAUUUUUGGCUGGGGUCUCGCACAAAUCCAGACAAAUCUGGAGUGGCAGCAUACAAAACCGUCGAACUGGAUAACUUCCUGAACUGUUGUACAACUCAACAUCGCGAGACCGAGGGAAAUGAAAGUCCUAGAUUUUUAAGUUUCUUCAAGAAUGGCCUCAGAAUAUUGAAACCUGAGCUUAUUCAGAACAAUCAAAAUUUUCAAGCGAGGCUCUACAGAGUGAAGGGAAAGAGGAUACCGGUAUUGACAGAAAUGCCAAAACUGUCGUGGGACUUUUUCAACAGUUCCGAUGUCUUCAUAAUCCACACACCAAAAAACAUCUUCGUUUGGAUUGGUAGAGCAGCCAAUGCCAUCAAAAAAUUACACGCAACCAAAAUUUCAACAGACUUGAAAGACGAAUAUAAAGUCAACAACAUCAUAUUCCUAGACGAUGGUUAUGAAAAAACUUUAUCUGAUGAUAUGAGGAAAGAGUUCAGCAAAUAUUUGCCACUAGAGAAGAGAAUGAUCCUCCCAGAGAAUCAGGAUGGGGAUGAAAAUGGAAACUACCAAAGAUCUUCUAUAAAAUUGUAUAAAUGUUCAGAAAAUAACGGAAAAUACAGAGUGGCAGAAGUCGGUGUCGGCCCUUUUCAUCCCUCAGAUUUAAAUCCUGAU